AUGGGCGAUACCGAGCCGACAAUCAAAAAGCCGUUGUGCAUGUCUACAUCAGUGCGGGGCAAGAUUCUGUCCAAAAAAAACCAGGAUCUUCCGCGUAUCAAUCUGGAUGCCGCCAACACGGUUGCGGGCACUCCUAGCAACACCACGUGCACAGCAGAUUCUCAAAACACGUUUUCGGACUCUGAUGGUGCUGCGAGGCCUCGUUUGAGUGCUUUGCCGCAGUUCAUGGAGGAACUGCCCCACCCAGAGGUUCCAGAGCCGCGCAGUAAGAGACGACGGGGUAGCGCAGAUAGUCCGGAGGGGUAUUCCGCUAAAACGGCGUGUUUGCUGAUUGCUCAAUCGUAUGCUUUGGGCUAUUUGAGUGCCGAGAAGCGGGCGUUUGAGCGGGAAGUGGGCAGAUUGACCAAAUUCCGCAACUACUUGCUGCAUGCGCCCAGCGACUGCCAGGCGACUGCGCCCAGUCGCAGCAGUCCUCGUAAUUCAAACAGAUCCAAGAACAUGACGGCCCCAGAGUGUCCUCCUGAGAGCGUUUUGGAGUCGCUGGUGAGUGAUUUUGCUGACAAAAUCUUUUCAGAAAUGAGCCAAGUUCAAAGUCCAUCAAUGGCGCGAGGCGAUGUUGCGCGGCUGUUAGAGCUGGUCUCUGAGGCGCAGGUCCCUGUCCCUUCUGCUAGUCUGGGUAAUUUUUUCAGAUCGGUCUACGACAAGUUCGGUGCACAGACGUCCAGUACUUUUUCUUUGUCGAGCAAUAAGCCUGCUCCCGGAUCAGAAGAAAUCGUUGAAAAACGGUAUACGGCAGCUAGUGAUGCACCUGCGAUGCCUGUAUGUGAUGGUUUGAAUGGAGGUACUGACAGCGAGGAAGAACCCAGUGACAGUUACGAAGGCGGCAGUGACGAUGGCAGCGCCAGUGGCAGCGCCAGUGACAAUGAAAGUGACAGCGCCAGUGGCAGUGAAGGCGCAAGUGACGACAGCGACGCUAGUGCGAACGAUUAUGAUCAAGAGGACGAACAAGUCGUCAACGCGGACUUUGACUUUUUCGACCUGAGCAGCGACGACUUCUUAUCAAUCAAAAACCUGCUACGAAGCUUGCUGGAGUCUGACCACCUGUCGUUUGAUCUGUCCCAGCUCACCGACUAUGUCAUCGAGAACUCUACGGGCAUCACUGUCAAAAGCGAAGGCAGCGAAGGCGAUCCUCUGGGACUUCUGGCCAUAGUUGAUCUGAGCGACGACGCAGAGAUACCCAAAAAACUGAAACGGUGGUUGGUUGAGCGGACUGAAACAAGCAGCCCUGCAAUGAGCCGGGACAUUCGCAAGUCCACGUCUUCCCAGACGCCCGACAAAGUGGCCUUGAUUCUUCAAGAACGUCUCCUCAAUCUGCCAUUUGAUCUCCUCCCUUACUUUUACCAGCUCACCCUCGAGGAGCUGAAACAAAAAGGACACAACUUUACCAAAUACAUUGUGCUUUCCCGCGUGUACAGUCUCGAACCCACAUCAAGCGACAGCGAGCCGCCGGCCAAGAAAACUAAACAGUCUCCACGCUACGAGUAUUUCCAUGCCGAGGACGUCGAGCUGCAAGACAUUGCAGACAGCCACUGCUUUUUUCCCUACGAAAACAAGCCCGUGGACCCCGAAUCAAGAGGCACCCAAGAAAACGAAGGCCUGUUUCCUGCCGGCCAUGCCCUGCUGCUGUCAGCUGAUGCAGUAGGCAAUGUAGCCCCGAAACUGUCCCAAUGGGUCGCUGAAAUCAACUCCACCUACUCGGCUGUAAACUAG
This is a messenger RNA of Wickerhamiella sorbophila, 1770 nucleotides long. Its product is annotated as Protein BCP1. The record is from RefSeq and is a predicted model, not a curated record. Gene Ontology annotation, cellular component: nucleus. Lineage: Eukaryota; Fungi; Ascomycota; Dipodascomycetes; Dipodascales; Trichomonascaceae. The coding region runs from base 1 to 1770 and encodes 589 amino acids. The transcript has a single exon.